This is a messenger RNA of Cylindrotheca closterium, 2085 nucleotides long. NCBI's taxonomy places the organism in Eukaryota, Bacillariophyta, Bacillariophyceae, Bacillariales, Bacillariaceae. The record is from the annotation of a GenBank genome assembly.
AUGAUUCUUCCACACUUUGAGUCCAAUUAUAAUUCCGUCAUCAAAUUUCCCAAGGUGAAACGACUGCAAAGUUUUUCAUACGUCGCCCAUCCAAAACAAGGAAGUUUCUUGCUUCCAUUCGAAGAUUUGGUAAAUAUUACCUUUUUCCGAUCGACGAUGAUGAAUUCUAAGGAUCACUCAGUUUGUGUCAUGACUCCAGCCGAAGUCAGAGAUAUUUGUGGUGCAGGAUUGGAGAAUACAACUGUGAGGGAAGCGAGCGAUUACAAGAAUAUUGUAUUCACUGGCGAUCUCUUGGAUGCCCGAACAAAUCCAAACGCCACUGAUAAACUAGAAGAAAUAGUGAGCAAACGAAUGAUGGAAUACAAAAGGAUGCAGACGGUCACCACCAAGUAUGCACUUGCUGGAAGCAGUAACCUUCCAGGACUUUUGCGUGUCAAUUCGCCGCGAAAAUCCCCGUUUCCAAUGGAACAGCGGGUUUCCCGAAUUGCCUACGAUUGGUUUCAGGAGCUACAAAGCCUUGUUGCAUAUGCAUUGAUGAAGCCAGGACGAUUAUUAGAAGAAUGCUUUGAGAAUAGAAUCAAAACAAAAGGGCCAUACAAUGCUCUUCAUUUCCGAAUUGAAGCUGAUAUGAAAAAGGAAUUGAAAAGGACCCCAGCUUCGAUCAUCAAAUUCGUUGACAACAGCCGUCAAGUACCGAAAGACAUGCCGUUGUAUAUUGCACUUGCCGGGAGCAUUGAUUCGCACAGACAAGCAUUUGCCGAUGUGAAUUACACCAUUGUUUCCAAGACCGAUUGGGCGCCUGAGAUCAUGAAUGUCACCAAGGGGCACAGAGAAAUCUUGGCUUUCUUCGAGCAACUAGUAUUAUUUCACAGCGAGUUUUUUGUUGGAACCAGUGUCAGCUCAAUGAGCUUUUAUGUCAUGGCAGGGCGGACUCAGAUGGAGGAAAGACACAGCCUUGACUACCUUUCGAGAGGGAGAGCUGACGUCUUCUGCUGUCGCGGUGGAAUUCCUUAUGACAGCAGCGCACAUACGGUAGCCAAUAUAUACAAAGUGCGGGAGAUUUACAAUAUUGCACUCUGGGGAUCACCAUCAGAUGGUAGUGCCACAGGGGGGAGCGCGAUCUUUAUGAACUUGCUCAACGAUGAAUUCAGACGGAGGGGGCACCGAGUUUUUGUUAUCAGCAAUGAGCAUGGGGAAAAGCAAGUCAAUAGGAAAAGAAUGUCCCCAAAAGAUUUUCAUCUGCACAUACUAAAUCAGAAUCAGUACCCAGCAAAGCUGUUGCCCAAGUAUUUGAAGGUUGGUUCGAAAGGGGAGAAUACACGAGUCAUCAUGCGUUCUGAUGGCCCCUUUGCACUUCAUCGGCGGAAAGUUCAGCAAGACGAAGAACUUUUAAAGACAGUGAUACAGUACUGCGAUAUUCUCAUUUUCCAGAGUGAUUGGAGUCGUCGGGCAACAGAAAAGCACGUUUCAUACUACAAGAAGGUACCAAGUCGAGUUCGAAAAGUGAUAAUUGGGAAUGCUGCCGAUCCGUUUACUUUCUUUCCGCCCACCCGGGCGAGACACGUUCCCUCGAAUGGGAGGAUUCGCGUUGGAACUUCUGUUUGGUCAACUGCAGAACGCAAAAACUUUGAUUUGAUUCAGAAGAUUGUUCCAUUCUUGGACCCCAUUGAAUAUGAAUUGGUUAUUGUAGGGAGGGUUCCAGACAAUUUUGACAAAACAUUAUUUGAAGAGCGAAAUUUCACACUCUACCCACCAAUGGACCAGCGCGAACUGGGUAUCUUUCUACGAACUCGUGUCGAUGCUUUCUUGGCACCUUCAUGGUACGAAUGCUUCAGCAAUUCGGAAGUUCAAGCAUCAACAAGUGGUCUUCCCAUCAUUGCACUUAACGAGUCUAGCCACGGCGAAGUAGUUGGCAAUGGAGGUGUCUUCUUUGGAUCUGGUGAAAACCACUCUGACAUUACGAGUGCACUCGAAGCAUUCCAACGCCUCAGGUCGGAAUACGAUACUAUUGCUUCGCAGAUCGAUCCUCCAUCGAUUCGAGAGGUCGCCAAACAGUAUCUCGAGGCCGCUGGGUUGGUUGGUUGA